AUGAUCAUGGCCAAGUGCAACAGCAGUGGCCUGGUGGAAGUUCUUUAUCAUUUCGAGUCGAACACGACCAGGGGCCACAUCGUCAAUGUACAGCCGGGCGAGCAGUACUACCUGGUGAAUGACGAUGACGACGACUGGUGCUACGUGACCAAGACGCCUACGGCGAGCGACGGUUUCUAUCUUCCUCGCACAUUCGUCAAGCAAGUGACCUCAACCGCUACCGGUUCGUCCAGUAACAACCGCUUCAGCUCAUCGAGCAUGUGGCGCCAGAACGCGUACGUGCCUGUACCCGUCGUCGGUCGUCGCAACCAACGGAGUGGUCAGGACUGGCUGCUACCGGCUUCGGGCAGGGUACCAACGGCGCUUGUACAUUUCAGGCCGUUGACCAGCGUCAACGGACGCUUGUCAAACAGCAUCCCUGUCAACCUCAACCUUCUUCCCCUCAUCCCCGAGGACGCAGCAGCCGCCCGCCUCCGCUUGGCUAACAACGCCAGCUGUUCGGCCGCUGUACAAGAACCGCUUUUACCCCCCGCCGUUAUUGCGACCGAUGAACCUCUGGCCAAACAGCUGCCCGAGUAUUCCCCCACCAGCAGUCUUCCGGAGUACAGUAAUGCAUUCCAACGAGCAGCGAACCAGUUUCAGGAUGUUCAGACCGAUGGUACUUCCCCAAUAUACGCCAACGUUCAAUGCUAUGUGAAUUCUUUACCGGUGAUUGAUUCGUUCGAAGAACCGAUCAGAUACCUGGACGAUGGCUGGGAAGAAAGGGUCGAUCGAAGUGGCCGACAUUUCUUCUAUCAUCCCCUGACCCACAAGUGCACGUGGAAGCCGCCAAGGUCAUCGACAUUCAUCGAGUACCCUUCGGUAACCGAAAACGCUCAACGCGAUUCUGAGGAUAAACUGAGCCUUAACAAAAGUAUCUCAGGUACUUCCACUGAUUCAGGUGUUGUUGGACUGAGUUUAGUUAAUCAACCAGGGGCUGAGACCUAUUUUGGCUUACCGGACACCUCGGCCGAACAAAACGCUGAUUCUGCUUUUGAUCUGCAAUUGAUCGGAAGUAGUUUCAUCGAUUCUUCGCUCACCGAAUGCAACGGACCAGUGGAAGUCGAAAGCACACCGGUUGCUGGGGACGUCAGCUUGCUUCGGAUUCAGUCGUAUAAUCAAAAGGGUCCGCAGAAAGCUGACAAGAUGCAGUUUUCUGAAAUGCUGCUGAACAGCGCUGGCUUCUCAGCUGAAUCACAGAAAGUUUUCAAAACCGGAACUCUCACGUACUGCAGGCUAUCAGAUAAAGGGAAGCGACUCAAAAAACACUGGUUGACACAUUACGUGUUCUUGACGCAGGCACAUCUGAUAUUUUACAAAGACAAGAAAUCAAGCGAGGUAGGUUACGAACGACGCGUCAGUGCUUGUCUGGCUCUACCUCAGUUUUGGUUGCGUGCACAGAAGAAGGAGAACCAGUACGAACCGCCGCUAAACGUCUGUGAGCUGGAUAAGUCGAGGCUGCGAUGGAUCGAGGACGAAAAGGGACGGCGGAAGCGCGUGUUUCAGCUGAGCCUCCUCGACGGCACUUCCUAUCUGUUUUGCUCCGAAAGUGAGGUCGAUAUCAUCAAGUGGUACACGGCUUUAUCAGACGCCAUCGCCAACAACCUGGUCGACGAGGUUAUCAAAUGGGAAGAAAUUCCAUUAAGGACACCGUUGUUCCGUGCUCCACAGCUUCGUCUAUUAAGGGUCGUGACGUUCGGAAUUCCAGUAGCGGAACCGGUGUUCGGCAGCAGUUUGACUGAAAUUUGCAAGCGCGAAGGCCGUACUAUCCCGAAAUUCGUCAUCCUCUGCACCCAAAUCAUCGAGCAACGUGAUCUCAAUACGGACGGUCUCUACCGGAUGAGUGGCAAUCUUUCUCAGAUCCAAAAAAUUCGGUGUCAGGUCGACCAAGAAAAAUACAGUAUUCUGGAAUUCGAAAGCGAUGUUCAUGUCCUCACUGGUGCGUUGAAGCUAUUUUUCCGCGAACUUCAAGAGCCGUUGUUUCCACAUAACUUAGUAAAAAGUUUCAUGGAUGCAAUAAAAUUGCAAGUGAUGCGCGAUCGCCUAAAGACGUUCGUUGAGGCCAUUGCCAAGCUACCUGCGGUUCAUCACGACACCCUUGACCAUCUCCUCCGGCAUCUGCUAAAGGUCGCUGAACAUUCCUCUAAGAAUCGAAUGCAGAUUCACAAUCUAGCCAUAGUUUUCGGCCCUACGUUGUUCUCCACAAAUCCAAAGGAUGAUAAAAACGACAGCCGGAAAAAGUCAUCAAAAAAACCUGCCCAUGGACGACCAGCGGCGAGCAAAGCAGGCAGUACCGUGCGUACGGAUGUUAUACAGUCAAACUCUCAUCUGGCGUUCAAUAUGAUAAUGCACGGCCAAAUCGUCGAAUACAUGUUGAGAGAACACAAGCACUUGUUCAAGAGGUAAGC
This is a messenger RNA of Soboliphyme baturini, 2447 nucleotides long. NCBI's taxonomy places the organism in Eukaryota, Metazoa, Nematoda, Enoplea, Dioctophymatida, Soboliphymatidae. The record is from the annotation of a GenBank genome assembly.